GUGGUUAAUACAAAGUCUCCCCAAGACGCCGCGAAGAAGAAGAAAAACCUCUCUCUCACCUCUCACCUCUCACCAACCUCUCUCUCUCUCUCGAUGGUGAUGAAGGCUUCUUUCAAAGGGAAGUACGACGGCGACAAGACCAGCGGCGUCGGCUCCGUCGCCUUCAAUGCCGGCGAUGUAAAGCUUCGCGCCACCAUGACGGACGCCACUGUCGUCGCCGGUCCCAGCUUGAAUGGCCUGUCUCUCGCCGUCGAGAAGCCAGGCUUCUUCAUCGUCGAAUACAACGUCCCUAAGAAGGACGUUAGGUUUCAGUUCAUGAACACUGUCAGAAUCGCAGAGAAGCCUUUGAAUUUGACCUAUAUUCAUAACAGAGGGGAUAACCGAACAAUUCUCGAAGGGAGCCUAGCUAUCGAUUCGGCGAAUAAGUUUUCCGCUAAUUAUAUGGUCGGCACGAAUAACUGCAAGCUGAAAUAUACGUACGCUCAUGGAGGGAUAGCUACAUUCGAGCCAUCCUAUGACUUGGCGAAGAACGCAUGGGACUUUGCCGUUUCCCGGAAGAUUUAUGACGAUGAUGUUGUUAAGGCAACUUAUCAGACAUCUAGUAAGAUGCUGGGUUUGGAAUGGACGAGGAAUUCGAAGAUGAAUGGAUCUUUCAAGGUUUGUGCUUCCAUGAAUCUAGCAGAAGAGGUGAAAUCGCCGAAACUGAGCGCUGAAACGACAUGGAACCUCGAGAUUUGAUUUCCCGACACCCGUUUGCGUAGCAACGGUUCUCGUCUACAAACUGGCAUUUUUCGGGCAUUAAAUAGGGCAAUCAUAGACAUAGUAUGUGUGCAAUUUUAUUUGUGACUUUGAAGACUUGUUCUUCCUCCGUGUUUUCAUGGAAAUUGCAUUGCUACAAAAUUUGUUGAAACCCUCUUCUUUCAUGUUUCGGUGAUGGAAAAAGAUAUCCAAUUUUCGGGUA
Molecule: messenger RNA, 961 nt
Organism: Tarenaya hassleriana
Lineage: Eukaryota; Viridiplantae; Streptophyta; Magnoliopsida; Brassicales; Cleomaceae
Product: outer envelope pore protein 24B, chloroplastic-like
Exons: 3
Coding region: 94-738 (214 amino acids)
Biological process (GO): regulation of monoatomic ion transmembrane transport
Molecular function (GO): voltage-gated monoatomic cation channel activity
Source: RefSeq, a predicted model, not a curated record